Messenger RNA from Oncorhynchus tshawytscha (Chinook salmon), 4779 nucleotides. Its product is annotated as ubiquitin-associated domain-containing protein 1. Gene Ontology annotation, molecular function: protein binding. Bases 313 to 1626 code for a protein of 437 amino acids. The transcript has 11 exons. Lineage: Eukaryota; Metazoa; Chordata; Actinopteri; Salmoniformes; Salmonidae. The record is from RefSeq and is a predicted model, not a curated record.
AGGGCCAACACUACGUUGCCUGGGUUCAGAGGUCAAUCGUUACCAACAAAAUAUGGUCUUCGGCUGGCUGCUCGACUCUUGAAGGAAAGUAAACAAAUAUUUUUAGCGAAAUAACGUCAGUAGACUGCUAUUUCGUUAAAUUACGACCAGACUGUCUGAAAAUGGUCUGAAAAUUAAAAGUGCAGGCGUUUGCACUGUUGUCGCUGGUUUUCGAAGACGCCAGUUAGCGCGCUAACGUUAGCAAGCUAGCCGUAACAGCAAGCCAACAUCACUGGACUGGUAGCUAUCAAGCUACACACCAAGGCUACAGCUAUGUUUGUGCAAGAAGAGAAGAUAUUCGCUGGGAAAAUAUUAAAAAUCCAUAUUUGUACAAUGGAGGGUACGGAGUGGUUGGAAGAAGUUACAGAGGAUACCACUAUUGAAAAACUUAAAGAGAAGUGCUUGAAACAUUAUGUACAUGGAAGUCUUGAAGACCCCAAAACACUCACACACCACAAACUUGUCCAUGCUGCCACAGAAAGGAUCCUCAUGGAAACAAAAACAGUUUCAGAUGAAAAUUUAAAAGAUAAAGAUGUUCUUCUACUGAUAAAGAAGAGACCACCGCCACCCCCUCCGAAAAUGGCGGAUAUAUCUGCAGAGGAAAAGAAGAAGCAAGAUAACAAGGCUCCAGAUAAGGAAGCUAUCCUGAAGGCCACCGCUGGCCUGUCCACCCGCCACACUGACCGCACUGUCACCCAGCACAACAUCAGAGACGAAAUCCCAUUGAGGUCAGAAGACCUCAUUCCCACGGGAGACCUGUUUCAGACGGAACUUAGGAAAAUCCUCGUCUCUCUCAUUGAAGUGGCCCAGAAGCUUCUCGCAUUGAAUCCUGAUGCUGUGGAGCUCUUCAAAAAGGCCAAUGCCAUGCUGGAUGAGGAUGAUGAGGACCGGGUGGAUGAGACGGCCCUUCAGCAGCUGACUGAGAUGGGUUUCCCUGAGAGCAGAGCCAUCAAAGCUCUCAGACUCAAUCACAUGUCGGUGACCCAGGCCAUGGAGUGGCUGAUUGAGCACGUAGAUGACCCCACGGUGGACACCCCCCUGCCUGGCCAGGACACCCCAGGAGCAGUAGGGGCCACAGCUCCCCCCCUGGUCCAUUCUAUCUCGGCCUCCGCCUUCCGUCCCAGCCUCCUCCGCACCCUCUCCCAGACCAGCACAGAUGACGCUGUCACCGGAGCCAGGCAGGAUGAGCUCACUGAGAUCUUCAAGAGAAUCCGAAGGAAAAGAGAGUUCAGGCCCGACUCACGGGCAGUCAUUGCUUUAAUGGAGAUGGGUUUCGAUGAGAAGGAGGUGGUCGAUGCUCUGAGAGUCAACAACAACCAACAGGACGCUGCAUGUGAGUGGCUGCUGGGGGACAGGAAGCCGUCUCCAGAGGACCUGGAUAAGGGCAUCGACACCAACAGUCCUCUGUUCCAGGCCAUCCUGGAGAACCCUGUGGUCCAGCUGGGCCUCACCAACCCCAAAACACUGCUGGCGUUUGAGGACAUGUUGGAGAACCCUCUGAACAGCACCCAGUGGAUGAACGACCCUGAGACUGGGCCUGUCAUGCUGCAGAUCUCCAGAAUCUUCCAGACACUCAACCGCACGUAGACACUGCACAAACGGUGUGUGUGCGUUUUGUGUGUAGGCGUGUGCAUUUGUAUGUAGGCGUAUGCAUUUGUAUGUAGGUGCGCGUGUGUGUGUGUGCACGGCUGUGACGAGUAUUGUUUUUGCCUUGAAAAGUCAAAGCCGAAGAAGAUGUGUAAAUGUAAGAGUUCAGAAGAUCGAGAUGUGACAGAUAUAUCUAUUUAUACCACAGAAAAUAGAACAAUGUUAACAUGAUUAUAAGAAUUGUUGUUUUUUACAUUUUAAUAAGAACAAUUUAUAGUUAAGACCUACAUGAUUUAUUUCAAAUUUAUCCAUGUACAAAAAAAAAUGACCAUCAGGCAUCAAAACAAUGUUUACACUUUAAAAUCAGCUUUUGUAUGUUUUGCGAUAUUUAAAUAUCAAUUACAGUUUCAUUUGUUUCCUUAAAUUGCUACAUUUCAUCAAAGGCGAAUGACUUCAGGGCAAGCAGUCAAGUCCGUAUCAUUUGGUUGAAGACAGGGCUGCCUGUGAACAUGCACCCUAACUGUUGUGUGUCGAGGGAACCAGGAUUCAGUACUAGCCAGGGGUGUGUUCAAACGGUUGAAAGGUUCAGAAUGUUGCAGAGUUUCCCGUGUGGCACCAUCUGCAACAUUCCCACAGGGUAACAGUAUGGAAAUGUAUGCCCUCACUACUGUAAGUCCCUCUGGAUAAGAGAUUCUAAUAAAUGACUUAAAUUUAGAUAGAAAUGUAACAUAUAGAACUGACAUGGAUUCUCUCUGACAAAGAAGAAUGUAUGUUCUAAAUGAUGUAUUUUUAUCUGAACGUUUUGUUACUGUUCAUCUUUCUGAAUGAUUAAGCCCCAGGUGAUGUUAGAAGGCAACGGUUGUGCUUAUCACCGUCAGUAGAGUUUAUAGGUACAGUGGUGUAUUAAGUAGGAAGCAAAUGGAUUAAAACGGGGAAGGGCCUAUCUGAAUUUGUCCAAUAGAAAUUCUUGUUUUCAUUGUAAAAUGUUUUACUACACUGGCACUAAUGAAUGCACCCCAGGUAGAUGUGGGUGGUCAGACACUUCACCUUUCACUCUGUUCAACCUUGGGAACCUGCUGUGAGUCACUACUCAAAGACGUGGAAAAGUAAAGGAGGACAUUUUCUUUGUGCUUCUCCCAAAUAUUUAUUUAACUGCUACUUUUUUGUUGCCUAUUUUAGAAAAGUAUUAUAAGCUGUCUUUUUAGUGUCUGUGAAGUCAAGUCUGUGUAAUAAUGGUCUUUGGUCCUGCUUUAUCUCGAGACCUAUGUAUAAAUUCUCAAUGUGCUCUCAUUCUGCGCCUGUUCUCAAUACUCUUACCACAGCUCACUUCAGCAGGCAAAAUAUUACUCUUGGAACUCCUGAGAAAUACAUUUUCUGCCAAUGGGUGGUGUGGUUGGCCUGAGUGCCAGUCUGUUUGUGCUAUCAUGCCAACUCAUUGUCUCUGAUUGUGUCAAACCAUAUUUGGCUUGACAAUGAGUAAUGGAGCUGACAAGAGCAACAACAGAUCUGGGACCAGAAUACAGUAUGAUAGGUUUCAGGGGAAAUUGAGGCUUGAUCCACGAACAUCACAUAAAUGAUUCAAAGGUUAUCGUUUGAGUGAUGCGAAGGUGUAUAUCAUUCCUUCCUGCAAUGAAGCAAACUAGGUAUCAAUAUGUAAGCCAAUGCAUUGAAGAAUUUUACAUGCAGUGGUAUACUGAGCUAAGUGAAACUGCUAGUCUAGUGGUGGGCCGUUGUACUUUUGAGAGCAAAGUAGAUGUGAGCUGUUUAACCAAAACUUGAACUUAUUAUUGACUGUGAGAUGACUUGCCUUGUCACCAGACAGACCAGUUCAAACUAUAAUAAUACAGUAUCUUGUUGUGCAAUAGCUAGAAUCUAUAGAUGGACUUGAGUUUUGUAGACCUGUUAGAAUACAUAUUUGAUUGGAGUGUUAGGAAUGUGUGAAAUGCAAUGGGUUAGUGGGGCUGUAUGUUUAUUCUAUAUCCUUUGACGGUCAUUUAUAAUAACAGUAAGUGACUUCCCAGAAACACUAGUACUGCUUUUGUUACAUAUGAUUCGAUAUGACUAAUUUAUGGGGCUCUAGUGUGCUUCCCAAAUGCACCACGUUCCCUAAAUAGUGCACUAGUAUUGACCAGAGCCCUAUGGGUCCUAGUUAAAAGUAGUGCACUAUUGGGGAUUACAGUGCCAUUUGGGACAAAGCCUUUGUUUUCAUUGUGAAUUUAAUGUAAAAGAAGAACAUGAAGGAUGCAUGGUGUGUUUUGCCAAGCUUUGAGUGUUUUAUUCAAUAUUUGAAUUGUAGUGUUGAUGUGACUUUGCUCAGGGAGGCUGUUUUUUUCUAGCUAUGCCACCAUGAGGCAAAUCUCUACUCCUGUUGUGCAACAAUUUGACUUAAGGCUUUAACUGAUCCAUGAUAACCUGGCUUAUUGAACAGAGCGUCACUAAGUAUGGUUUGGUAAAAUGCAAUAUUUGACAAUUAUUUUAAUGUUUUUUAAUGGAGAAGUAUUUGCUUGAAUUGUGUGUUUAUUUAUAUUUUAGCCAAAAUAGUUACUUGCUCUUAUUAAUAUUACAUUUUAGAGAAUCUGAAAUUUGCACUUCAAGUUAUUGAAUUACAAUUUCUUUACAAAAUAGAUCUAUACACAUUUUCAGAAAAUACGUUUUUCACUAGCAGGUCACGGAUCUGUCGAGCAAUGUAGCAUUUUUGAAUGUUCAAAGCAUUUGUAUAGAUGGAGGGGGAGAAGACGACAUUGGCUGCCUUUCUGUAUACAGGUCUAGGAUGCUGUGGCAAAGUUUUCUAUCAUGGCUAGUGUUAUUUGUUAUAACAACAUGGCCCGUUUUUGUUUUUUCAUAGUAAUCCAAUAUCAAAUCAUGUAUUUCCCAACUGCAGAGACUGAAAGGUAGAAGACUCUAAGUACAAACUUCAGCCAUCAGGAGCUGAAAGGCUAGAUUGGUCUUUGAUCAGUGCUUAAUAAGGGGUAUUUUAGUGUGUGAGAGUCAUCUUGGCAGUUGGAUUGUUUUUACUGGGUUUCCAUACUAUACUGUCCGGUAUUAACAACCUAUGCAAUAUACUCUCUCAUUCUGUUAAACCGACUAGCCUCGCCCUCGGGGCUACUGUCAUUCAGAUCACAAUUACAUUAAAGGCAUUUCUGUUGCUGUUUU